Molecule: messenger RNA, 8653 nt
Organism: Ceutorhynchus assimilis (cabbage seed weevil)
Lineage: Eukaryota; Metazoa; Arthropoda; Insecta; Coleoptera; Curculionidae
Source: the annotation of a GenBank genome assembly
AUGGAAACUCCGAGCAUAUUUACCAAAGAUUCCGAAGUAAAAGAUCUGACAAUCAUAGAUCCGCAAGAAGACGACCCGAAAAUUACUUUUAGAAAGGAGACUUACUAUAUUGGAGAAAUGCUUGAAGCUAAUUGUACUACUUCGCCUGCCAAGCCUCCUCCGCACAUUACUUGGUUGAUUAAUGAUGAAAAGGUACGAGACUCGUUAACGAAAUCCUUUUCCAACGGCCUGAUUCACGGUCAUGGCUAUUUCGAAACCAGAGCUCCUUCCAUUAAACAAUUAUCCAUCGAAGUGUCGCAGCUUCACGCCGGCGACGACGGCAGAUUGAGACUCACGUGCAUGGCAACGAUUCCCGGCUACGUGAAUAACGAGAGCGACUAUGCCGAUAUCAGGAAUGCUACAGUCGAAACUCUUAAGAGAAAAAGAUUCGGAAUGAAAGAACAAACAACACUAAAAACUUAUAGCAAAGAUGAAACUUUGGUAGCCAACAGUCUGGACGCCAAAUCGACCUCGAUAGCCAUAAGAAUCAACCUGUUGACAUUCAAAAUUCAAGUGGCAGACAAUGGUGAAGGCAUCACCGAAGAAAACAUGCAUUUUUUAGGGCUGCGCCACACGACCAACAAAUGCCGGAAGUACAAAGACCUUGAACACCUCAAAACUUACGGAUACCGAGGCGAAGCUUUGGCCAGUAUUGUGGAAAUGUGUGAAAAAAUGACAGUAACUUCUAGAUGUGAAGAAUCAAACGAUACUUAUUUUAAAGAAUUGAGUAAAGCAUUGAAAGGCAAAGUUAGUUUGGGUAAACAUAGAUCCAGUAUCGGGACUACUGUAACUGUUUUGGGUUGGUUUAGUACGGUUCCAGUAAGACGACAGCGAAUUAUUGAGGAAAUUGAGCUGGAAGAAGUCAAGAAAAAUUUAGAAGCUUUAAUAAUUAUCAAUCCACAAGCAUCGUUUAGCUUGAGGAACGACGUAACAGGCUUGCUAAUUCUAAGCAUUCCUAAAACCUCUGACAUAGUCGACACGUUCAGACAUUUACAUCCAGAAUUAAGCGAUGCAUUUACUCUAUUAAAAGUCUCCAAAAGCAAAGUCACCGUGAGACUGUUAAUACAAAAAGAACUGUUUUCCACAAAAAAGUUUCAGUACAUAUACGUCAAUAAGCGACCAGUUAAAUGUUCAAAAAUUAAACAGCACAUCUACAAAACUUCAAGUAACAAUCCUAAAAACAAACAGUCGUUAUUGUUCGGUAACAAAAAACAUCCUGUGUACGUAAUGAACAUAAAAUGUCCUCAAAAAUGCUUGGACCUAACUUCAAAAGAGUUAGAGAUGACUUGUUGGGACUUGGUUUUAACUUGCAUCGAUAAGUUGAUCAAGAGAUUUUUUGGAUUCGAAGAAAAGGAUAAACCUAUAGUUAAAGCCAAUAAGGAAGUGAAAGUUAAUUGUGGCCUAUCCAGGAUAUUUGGCGUAGUCGAAGCUACAGCUUAUAAAAGAAAAAGCGAUGAAAUUGUUAUGGAGGAUACUGGUAAAAGAAUGUGCUUGGAUAUGUUUAAACCAAUAGAAGAUAAAGAAGUUGCAGAUAAAACAAAAUCCAGUGCAACUGAUGAGUUGAAGUCAAUUGGAGAAUCUCCUCCAAAAGAAAAUUUAAAAUCUACAAAAUCAGCAACAGUUAGCGAAGAAAAAUUUGAUCAGAAAUCGACCUAUUCCAAGCUAAAUGAUGAUGAAAAUUUAGGCAAAAAGCUCAUAUUGGACAUGUUUUUGAAAUCGACUCAAGUCUAUCCAUCAGAAGAGGAUAUCAACGCAAGCGGAGAAACUAUUCAAGAAGCAAACAUGUUAUUUGAAAAUCAAAUUGAAGACCCGAUAAAGGGGACAAAUACUACAAUGUCCGUUAGCAUUAAUGUUAAAAAGAAGAGACUUAAGCGUAAGGCAAAUGGAGUGCAAACUAGAAGGAAACCUUCAAAACGCAUUUUAAAAAAUCCUAGUGUUAAUAAUGUUGAUGUGACGUCGAAAGCGGUGCAAACAAGUCUAGGCCUUUUGUUCCAGAGCCGUCAAGAAAUGCACGAAUUGACAGAUACAUUUCGGGAAUUUUCUUUGGACAACAAUGAUGAUUAUACAGUGGCUAUUCAUCAGAAUAAUAAAGAGGGAGAAUAUAUGUUUCUAAAGAAGAGAGUUGAUGAUAAUAGUUGGGUUGCGCCACUGAAAGUUGUUCGCGGUGAAUAUGAGAAUUAUUUCAAUUUUAAAAAACCCAUGAUGAAUGAGGGUAAUUAUUUGCAAGGCAUGCAAGAGGAGGAUAAUUACGAAAGAUACAAAAAACCAUUUAAACCACCAAUAAUGGAAGGUAAUUAUUUGCCUUUUCAAGACAAGCAGUUUGAGAUAACAGAGGGUAAUUGUGAGAGAUUUAAGAAACCUCAACCAAGACCUGAUCACCUGAUAAAUAGUGAGACAGAGGAAGGUAGUUGUUUGCCUUUUCGCGGUAGGCAAGAACAAGAUGAUAAUGAACAAUUUGUUCAUCCGCUGAGAACUAAACCAAUUUUGAAUGGUAGGGCAGAGGAAGGUGAUUAUUUUUCUUAUCGAGGUAUCCUAUUGCACCAAGAGAAAGAGAAUUAUGAAAAAUUUACCAAGGCCUCAGAACAUCCAAUCAGAUGUAAACCCAUUAUAAAUAGUAGAGUAGGAGAAGGUAGUUAUUUGCCAUUUCACGGUAUGCAUUUUCAGCACGACGAAGAUAAUAGAUUUAGAAAACCAUUUGAACCUCCAUUGAUUAGGAAUAGUAGGACAGAGGAAGGUAGUUUUUUGCCUUUCCACGGCAUGCAGCCCCAAAGAGAAGAUAAUAAUGAAAAGUGCAACAAACCCUUUGAACUUCCACUGAGACCUAAACCAAUCAUUUUCAAUAGUAUGGCAAAGGAAGGUAGUUAUUGUCCUUUUCAAGGUAUGGAAUUGCAACAACAGAAGGAUAUUUAUGGAAAAUUCAAAAACCCCUCAGACCCUUCAAUUAGAUAUGAACCGAUUGUAAAUAGUAGGACAGAGGAACUUAGCUCUUUGCCCUUCCACGGUAUGCAAUUUCAGCAGGAACAAGAUAAUAAUAAAUUCAAAAAGCCUUUUCAACCUCCAUUGAGAUCUAAGCCGAUUCUAAAUAGUAGGACAGGUGAAGGUAGUCAUUUGCCUUUUCACGAUAUGCAGCAACAGCAAGAAGAUGAUAAGCAUGAAAAAUUCAAAGCUCCACCAAUUUUCAAUAGCAGGACAAAUGAAGGGAAUUGUCAUUUUCGAGGCAUGCAAUUGGAGCAAGAGGAGGAAAAUUAUGAUACAUUUAAAAGACCCUCGGAACCUCCAAUCAGAUAUAAACCCAUUAUAAAUGAUAGGGCAGACGGAAUGCAAUUUCAGGACGAAGAAGAUAAUAAUGAAAAAUUCAGAAAACGCUUUGAACCUCCGCUGAUGUCUAAGCCAAUUCAUAACAACAGGGUAGAGGAACGCAGUCAUUUGCCUUAUCAUGGUAUGCAAUUUCAACACGAAGAUGAUAAUAAUAAAUUCAAAAAACCUUUUGAACCUCCAUGGAGAUCUUCAAAUGGUAGGACAGAGGAAGGUAGAUAUUUGCCUGUUCAAAGUAUGCAAUUUCAGCAAGAGGAGAUCGAUUAUGAAAACGUUGAAAAGCCCUCAGAACAUCCACGAAUAUCUAAGCCAGUGGUAAACGAAGAUAAUUAUAAUUGUUUUCCUUUCCAAGGUAUGCAAUUUCAGCGAGAAGAUAAUCAUAAAGAAUUCGAAAAACCCUAUGAUCUUCCUCAAAUAUCUGCACCAAUGGUAAAUUGGAUGAUUCAGCAGAAAGAAAACAUUUAUAAAAAAAUCAAAAAACCAAAAGGGAAUGAGGGUAAUCAUUGGGGCAUUCCAAAGAUGCUUCGAUUUGAGCUGCAGGAGAAUAAUAAUUAUGAAAAAUUGGAAGAGAGAUUUAAUGAGGGUAAUCAUUUGGCUUUGCAACGGAUGCAACAAUUUGCACGAAAAGAAUCUGAAUAUAAACAUUUUAAAAAUCCCUUAAAACCUUCAUUAAGAAUAAAUCCAAUGGUAAAUAAUGGCGAUUGUGUGCCUUCUCGGGGCAUGACGCUUGCACCAGAGGCACGUGGCAUUACAAAUUUCGAAAAACCUCCAGAACCUCCGUUAAUAUCAAAACAAAUGGCACUUAAGGACAAUUAUUUUCAAUACGCACACAAGGAGGAUAAUAAUGACAAACUCAAACACUUUUCAGAAACUCCACUGAUAUCAAAACCAAUGAUAAAUAAGUUGCCUUUUCAAAAAAUGCAACAGUUUCAGUCGGUGAGUGAAACAUUCCAAAACCCCAUGGAACCUUCAUCAAGAUCAAACCCAUUAGAUAGAGUCAACGAUGAUAACUAUUUGGCUUUUCCAGGUAUGCAAGAGGAUGUAAGAUUCAAAAAAACUACAGAACCUUCAUUAUGGGUAAAACCAGCAGUAAAGAAAACAAGGGAUAAUAAUUAUAGGCCUAUUCUAGGUAUGCAUCAGUUUGAACAAGAGAAUGUAUAUGAGAAUUUAAAAAAACCCGUAGAACCUUUACAAAGGCAGAGGGCAGUUGAACAAGAGAAUAUUACUGAUAAUUUUAGAAAACCCUUAGAGCCUGCACCAAGAGUGAAUAGGAACUAUUUGCCUCAUACAGCAAAGUAUCAGUUUGAGCAAGAUAAAACUAAUUAUGAAAAGUUUCCGGACCCUGCAGAAGCUCUACAAAAGUCUAAACAAAUAAAAAUUGGUAGGGUGAAGGAGGGAUAUUACUUCCCUCCUAAAAACAUGCAAUUUGACCAAAGAAAAAAUACGUAUGAACAUUUCCAAAACCCUCAGGAAUCUCCACCAAUGAACAGGUUACAGGAGAGUGAUUAUUUGCAUUUUCGAGAAAUGCAACAGCAGAAUUAUAUCCAACAUUUUAAAAAAUCCUUGAAACCUUUACCAAUAAAUAAUUUUGUGCAGGGCAUCCACUUACCUUUUUCAUGCCUGCAACAGGAUGCACCAAUGGCGAAUGAGUACAAUUGCUUGCCUUUUCAAGGCAUGCAAUUUCAGCAAGAGGAGAAUGAUUAUGAGAAAUUCAAAAAACAUCCAGAACAUCCACUUGUAUCUAAACCCAGGGUAAAUAGUUGGGAGAAGGAAUCUGAUUAUUUACCGUUUCAAGGCAUGCGAUUUGAGCAUGAUUAUGAAAAAUUUAAAAAACCCUCAAGACCACCACUAGUAUCUGAACCAGUCUCAAAUAGGGUAAACGAGAACAACUAUUUAUCGUUCCGAGGUAUUAAAAAACUUUCCAUUCCAAGAACCAACCACAUUUCAGGGCCAAGUCCAUAUUUCAGCAAAAAGAAUAAAGGAUUCAAAGAUUCCAAAUCCAACAAUAAUUGCAUAAAAUCUCCAACAAAUUCAACAAUAAGUAACUAUUUCAAGGAAAAUCCUCAAGGAAAUUGUUAUCUAACAAAUAAUGUUCAACCUGAAACCCCAGAAAACUAUCAAAAUAUCCAAGUACCUUAUAGUAAUUGUCCUCAAAGACAAUGUAUUGCGCCUCAGGGAAAAGAAACUGUCAACCCAAAUAGUUACUAUUAUCCUAAAGAAAACGAUAACCAAAUUUUUGAAGCACUGCCUGAAAUUGUUCCAGAUGAUGCUCUGGAAGAGCCUCCUUGGCUCACACCAAACGUUUCAAAUGACGAUUUUUAUAUGGAGCGAAGCCCAGAAGCAAAAGAUCAUAAUGAAACUUAUAAUUAUUCGCCCAAUAUUUUCCGUACUGAGGCUCAACCAGCUCAAAAAGAGGAUUUCUACGAGAAAUCAGGCUCCAAAAAGUUUGAUUUCAAUAUUUUCAGCAAUAAUGAAAUUCAAACUCAAAAAGAAUUGGGUAGUUUUUGCGAUUUGCAAGAUUUCGGUUUUACUGGUUCGAAAAAUCAGGCGAGCAGCAACUUGGAAAUCAGUAUUCCGAACAAGGAUGGACAAAGGGAGAUUAUCCGAAAGGAUUUGUGUGACUUGCGAGGAAAUAAUUUUGAACUUGGCUCAUUGGAAUCUGACUUAGUGGUGGAGGAAACAGAAAAGUCUCUUGAAAAAAGUAGAGUUAUUGUCAAUUCACAAAACGAAUGGUUGAGGCAUGUAAAUGAUAAUGGAGAAAAGUUUUUCUACAAUAAAAGAACCGGUAUGGUAUCCGUUCAAACGCCCAAACUAUCUCAAACAAAAUUCGACUUUGACGAACGGUUAGAUUUCGUGCCUAAAGGCCUGUCUCCGGCGUUGAAAGGCCACAAAAAAGUUGAGAAACUGUUGAGUCAAAAGGCCAAAAACAAACUGCACGAUUUGAUUUUGGAAGGUUACGAGGAUGAGCUAAUGGUUAUUAAAUGGCAGAAAUUUAUUGGAAAUAGUCCGAAAACAUUCUUUGAAAACAUAUACAAAGAAAAGACGAAACAGUUUGAUGCAAACAUACCUAGUGUACAUGAAAAUGCCCUAAAAAUACCCAAAGACUUCGUCAAUUUUGAUAAUAAAAUGUUUAAAAGUUUGAGGGUUUUGGGGCAACUAGAUAAGAAGUUUAUAGUUGUCUAUGAAACAACUAAAGAUUUGUUGAUUUUGUUCGAUCAACACGCUGUACACGAACGAAUAAGGGUUGAGAGAUUAACAAAGGAAUACAAAGGCAUCAAAACGCCUUACAAGGGACAAUUGACAAUAUUUUUGCAAUACAAUGACUUGUCCCUCUUGAAAAACAAUGUAGAAUAUUUGGAGUCUUUAGGCUUGGGGGUUAAUUUUAUGACUAAUGGAUUACAUGUUACUGAUAUACCUCUUUGUAUGCAAAAAGAUGAGACAAAUUUUGAAGACCUAAACAAAAUCCUCAAUUUUCUAAUAAAAGAUACGGUGGAAGUUUUGAAAGUCAGUCGCGGUUCCGCUGGUACGAUGAUGCCUAAGAUUCUGCAAAAUAUUAUAAGUUUAAGAGCGUGUAGGGGUGCCAUUAAAUUCGGGAAUUCUUUGACUGAAGUUAAAUGUCGCAGUUUGUUGAAGGAAUUAUCGAAAUGUAUGUUGCCUUUUCAGUGCGCUCAUGGCAGGCCGACUUUAAGUCCUAUAGUGAGUUUAGACAAAAUUGAUGUUCGAAUACAGGUCAGACAUCCGAAUUUGAAGAAAUUGCUAAGGAACUGAACAUUUCAUUCUCAAAUAAUAAAUAGGACUGGUAAUGUUGGAAUAUUGUGAUAUUUACAUGGUUACUACAUAUCUAUAUCAGUAUAGCUACCUACUUGUUAAGAAAUUAUUUUUGACGUUUUUUGUUAGUUUUGAAAUUUUGGAAGCUUUGUGGGUAAAGUUUUAGUUACGGGUUUCAGCUGAUUGUUGAGCAAAUGCUUAUUUCAGAAAUCGAUAUUUGUUAGUAAGUUUGAUUAUAUUAUCUUAUUGUUUGGAGAAAACUUAUUUAUAUACAAUGAUAAAUUUAAGUUUAUUUAUUUGUACUUUAUGGCAAAAUUAGUGUUAUACUAUUUAGGUACCUAUUUAUUUAUGUGUUUAGGCCUAAGUUAGAAAAUUUAUCAAUCAAUCUUUAUACCGGGUGUUUUUAAAAACCCGCUCACCCCUAUAACUUUUUUAUUUUUCCAAAUAAACAAAUGAAAUUUGGUGUGUUUAUUUAUGACCCGGAUGUGCAUUUUUUGACGUAUUCAAUUAUUUAAUAUCAUUUCCGGUUUCACUGGAAGUGACCAGAACUUUCCUAUUUUAAAUGAGACGCCAGGUAUAUUUUUCCUCAUUUCAAUAGAAAACUACAUUACGAGUACAAUGACACUUCAUUUGUCACUUUUUGACAUUUCAUCUCCAAAUUAUUUAAAUUUUUACUUUUUAAUCUAGAGCGCCAUGAAUUAGUUAAAUGUUUAAUUUUGCUCCAAGGAACCUGGGAAAAUUUGUUUUGAUCUUAUUUUGUAUUUUAUAUCCUCUACAGAGUCAUUACAAAAUAUUAGAAGUGCAUUUUUCUAAUUAUCUCAAUUUUUUCAAAUGGAAAGGGUGUGGCUCAUUACAAUAUUCCAAAAGAGCGUUUUCUAACGAUCAAUUCAGUACCACACAAUCGCUAGUUCAUCACUCAAAUGAAUAAUUUUCCUAGCAUUCUUAAUAUUUUUGGAAAAUUUUAGUUCAAUAUUUGAAUAAACUAGCGAUUGUGUGGUACUAUAGUUUGUUCGUUAGAAAAUGCUCUCUCGGAAAAUGCUAAUGAGCCAUAUCCUUUCCAUUUGAAAAAGUUGAUAUAAUUCUAAAAAUGCGCUUCUACUAUCUUUAAAUGAGUCUGUUGAGGAUAUAAAAUACAAAACAAGAUCAAAACAAAUUUUCCCAGCGUCCUUAGAGCAAAAUUAAGCAUUUUAACAAAUUGAUAGCGCUCUAGAUAAAAAAGUAAAAAUUUAAAUAAUUUGGAGAUGAAAUGUCAAAAAGUGACAAAUGAGGUGUCAUUGUAUUCGUAAUGUAGUUUUCUAUUGAAAUAGGGGAAAAUAUACCUGGCGUCUCAUUUAAAAUAAGAAAGUUACGGUCACUUCCGGUCAAACCGGAAGUGAUAAUAAAAAAUUGAAUGCGUCAAAUAAUGCACAUCCGGGUCAUAAAUGAACACACAAAAUUUAAUUUGUUUAUUUGGAAAAAUAAAAAAGUUAUAGGGGUGAGCGGGUUUUGAAAAACACCCGGUAUACCAAGGGUAUACCUACCUGAUUAAAAU